AUGCUGGUCAUGAUGAUGGGGAACCUGAUCAUCAUUCCUGUAGGAAUAACCUUCUUCUCGGAGCAGACCACCACCACCUGGCUAAUAUUCAACGUAGCAUCAGACACCAUCUUCCUCGUGGAUCUGGUCAUGAACUUUCGCACUGGAAUCGUCAACGAGGAGAGCUCCGAGAUCAUCCUGGACCCCAAGGUCAUCAAGAUGAACUACCUGAAGAGCUGGUUUGUGGUCGACUUCCUCUCGUCCAUACCAGUGGAUUAUAUAUUUCUAAUAGUGGAAAAGGGUUUUGACUCAGAGGUGUACAAGACGGCGAGGGCGCUGAGGAUCGUGAGGUUUACUAAGAUUCUGUCUCUUCUGAGGCUGCUGAGACUUUCCCGACUCAUCAGAUACAUACACCAGUGGGAAGAGGUAAGAGAUAUGUGGUGAGAGAGGGACAGGGAGAGAGAGAGAGAGAGAGAGAGAGAGAGAGAGAGAGAGAGAGAGAGAGAGAGAGAGAGAGAGAGAGAGAGAGAGAGAGAGAGAGAGAGAGAGAGAGAGAGAGAGAGAGAGAGAGAGAGAGAGAGAGAGAGAGAGAGAGAGAGAGAGAGAGAGAGAGAGAGAGAGAGAGAGAGAGAGAGAGUGUGUGAGUGUGUGUGUGUGAAAGAGACAGAAUGCCACAGCUCUGACUUCUGACAUUUAGGUUAAUGUGAGGAUUAAUGCAAGUCAUUCUUGGACAUCAGAGUUUAGAUAUGGGGUAAUGAAGUUUAAACAGAGGGAGGUAAAGAGAGAAAGAGCGAGAGAGAGGAGAGAAAGAGAGAUUGCCCUCCUAUUGAGUCAUUUCACUCCUCUGUGAGUCAUUCACUCCAUUUACCUAGCUGGCAUUGCUCUCCCUUUCAUACCUUUAUUUCGCUGAUUAAUCGAUAGAUCAACAUGAAUGUGCAAACUGUGCAAAAUAUGUUAACUUGCCAGAAAUCUGAUCUGAUUUGAUGCUCCCAUAGUGAGGUUUGGAAAAGCCGGAAAUGCUGUGCCAAUAGGCUUUGUGUACAUACAUUAUUGCAUUUCAAACCUCUCUUGCACCAUGGGCAAGUAUCAAUGACUCCUGUGCUUAUUACUACAUAAAUAUCCCAACUAUUGUCAUUACAUUGGAUUACAAAUGUAGCCUAAUGUUGCAUUCAAUUACAUUUGCCGUUGCAUUGGAUCCUAGAUUUAAUGUUGUAUUAGAUGGAGAUAAGAUUUAAUCAGACUACUUGAUUGAAUAUUUUGUCUGUCAAGAUAAAGGCUGAGCUUGACAUAACAACCUAAUAUUACUUAUGAUGCUGCAUUGAUGAUUGCAUUUAAAGAAUAUAAUGGUCCUGUAGCUCCUACUGCUCUCCGUAUGUGUCUACCGCUCCACUUCCUCUGCAGUCUACAUUUACAUUUUAGUAAUUUAGCAGAUGCUCUUAUCCAGAGCCACUUACAGAAUUGAGGGCAUACAUUUUCAUACUUUUUCAUACUGGUCCCCCGUGGGAAUCUAUCCCACAACCCUGGCAUUGCAAGCACCAUGCUCUACCAACUGAGCCACACGGGGCCCCUCUUCCUGUUCUCCUCGCAGCUGUUUACUCAGCAAUGACAGAACUAUUUUCCUUCCCUUAACAAUGAAGAGUUGAAUUAUCAUAACACGAUAAUUUUGUUCCAAUAAGGUACAGCUGCUCUCAUGCCCCCACUGUACAACUUUCCCCUGUAACCAGAGUUCCCAGCUUAAUACUGUCAUAUUGCUGUUAGCAGAGUUGCUGUAAAAUAUUUUACAGUACUAUUUUCCUUACUGUAAAACAUAUUACAGCAUCUCUGCUGUACAUUUACAGGGAUGAUGUAAUGUUUUACAGUAAGGAAAAUAGUACUGUGAAAUACACUAUAUAUGCAAAAGCGUGUGGACACCCCUUCAAAUGAGUGGAUUCGACUAUUUCAACAGUUGCUGACAGGUGUAUAAAAUCGAGCACACAGCUGUCGUGACGUGACUUACUUUAAUGUAUGACUGUUAUUUAUCGAAUUAACUAACUAUGUUUAAUUGUCACUCGAUUAAAUUAAUCAUGUAACAAUUAACUCAUUAGGAAUUUGGGGCACCAUGGAGAAGUUGUUUAACAAGUUACCAUCUCCCGUAUUAAACUCUUAUAUAUAGUGGUGUGAAAAAGUGUUUGCCCCCUUCCUGAUUUGUUAUUUGUUUGCAUGUUUGUCACACUUAAAUGUUUCAGAUCAUCAAACAAAUUUAAAUAUUAGUCAAAGAUAACACAAGGAAACAUAAAAUGCAGUUUUGAAAUGAAGGUUGUUAUUAUUAAGGGAAAACAAAAUCCAAACCUACAUGGCCCUGUGUGAAAAAGUGUUUGCCCCCCCUGUUAUAUCACAACUCAACUGUGGUUUAUCUUACCUGAGUUCAAUUCCUCUAGCCACACCCAGACCUGAUUACUGCCACACCUGUUCUCAAUCAAGGAAUCACUUAAAUAGGACCUGCCUGACAAAGUGAAGUAGACCAAAAGAUCCUCAAAAGCUAGACAUCAUGCCGAGAUCCAAAGAAAUUUAGGAACAAAUUAGAAAGAAAGUAAUUGAGAUCCAGAUCAGUCUGGAAAAGGUUAUAAAGCCAUUUCUAAAGCUUUGGGACUCCAGCGAACCACAGUGAGAGCCAUUAUCCACAAAUGGCGAAAACAUGGAACAGUGGUGAACCUUCCUAGGAGUGGCCGGCCGACUAAAAUUACCCCAAGAGCGCAGCGACGACUCAUCCAAGAGGUCACAAAAGACCCCACAACAACAUCCAAAGAGCUGCAGGCCUCCCUUGCCUCAGUUAAGGUCAGUGUUCAUGACUCCACCAUAAGAAAGAGACUGUGCAAAAAUGGCCUGCAUGGCAGAGUUCCAAGACGAAAACCACUGCUGAGCAAAAAUAACAUUAAGGCUCGUCUCAUUUUUGCCAGAAAACAUCUUGAUGAUCCCCAAGACCUUUGGGAAAAUACUCUGUGGACUGACGAGACAAAAGUUGAACUUUUUGGAAGGUGUGUGUCCCAUUACAUCUGGCGUAAAAGUAACACCACAUUUCAGAAAAAGAACAUCAUACCAACAGUAAAAUAUGGUGGUGGUAGUGUGAUGGUCUGGGCCUGUUUUGCUGCUUCAGGACCUGGAAGACUUUGUGUGAUAAAUGGAACCAUGAAUUCUGCUGUCUACCAAAAAAUCCCGAAGGAGAAUGUCCGGCCAUAUGUUUGUGACCUCAAGCUGAAGCGAACUUGGGUUCUGCAGCAGGACAAUGAUCCAAAACACACCAGCAAGUCCACUUCUGAAUGGCUGAAGAAAAACAAAAUGAAGACUUUGGAGUGGCCUAGUCAAAGUCCUGACCUGAAUCCUAUUGAGAUGCUGUGGCAUGACCUUAAAAAGGCAGUUCAUGCUCGAAAACCCUCCAAUGUGGCUGAAUUACAACAAUUCUGCAAAGAUGAGGGGGCCAAAAUUCCUCCACACCGCUGUGAAAGACUCAUUGCAAGUUAUUGCAAACGCUUGAUUGCAGUUGUUGCUGCUAAGGGUGGCCCAACCAGUUAUUAGGUUGUAGGGGGCAAUCACUUUUUCACACAGGGCCAUGUGGGCUUGGAUUUUGUUUUCCCUUAAUAAUAACAACCUUCAUUUCAAAACUGCAUUUUGUGUUUACGUGUGUUAUCUUUGACUAAUAUUAAAAUUUGUUUGAUGAUCUGACACAUUUAAGUAUGACAAACAUGCAAACAAAUAAGAAAUCAGGAAGGAGGCAAACACUUUUUCACAUCACUGUAUGUUAUAUACAGUGGGGAGAACAAGUAUUUGAUACACUGCCGAUUUUGCAGGUUUUCCUGCAAAAGGUUGGAGUCUGUUUGAUUGAGUGUGUGGACAGGUGUCUUUUAUACAGGUAACGAGUUUAAACAUGUGCAGUUAAUACAGGUAAUGAGUGGAGAACAGGAGGGAUUCUUAAAGAAAAACUAACAGGUCUGUGAGAGCCGGAAUUCUUACUGGUUGGUACGUGAUCAAAUACUUAUGUCAUGCAAUAAAAUGCAAAUUAAUUACUUAAAAAUCAUACAAUGUGAUUUUCUGGAUUUUUGUUUUAGAUUCUGUCUCUCACAGUUGAAGUGUACCUAUGAUAAAAAUUACAGACCUCUACAUGCUUUGUAAGUAGGACAACCUGCAAAAUCGGCAGUGUAUCAAAUACUUGUUCUCCCCACUGUAUAUCGAUAACAGUAACUUAUUAAUUAAUUACCUCUUAUCAGUCUCAUUCUGAACGUCGCAAAAUCCUUGAACCUGCAAGAAUCCUAACCUUAUUGAUGAAUCAGCAAUACACAAAUUGGCUUACUUAUUUAUUUACUAACUAAAUAAUAACACAAUACAAACACAACGUAAUACAAUGAAAACAGGUCCCUAGUGGACUGGACUAACAAUAGCAUGAAUGCUUGGGUAGAAUGAGGGUCAGAGUGGAAGGGAGAGACAGAGGUUCAAACUAUCGUGGUUACUUUGGAAACUACGCUACACGGACAUACAAAUGCUUAAAACCCCACUAAACGCUAAUUCGGAUUAGAAAUGCAACAUGUAUUUACGUGUAGCUGUCCUCGAUAGUUGAGUUGAUGAUGUAGAACUCUGGUUUGCUCACCAGAGAUCCCAAUGUACUUGGUAGAGUUUCUGGUCGUAUUGGUGGUUAGAAUGGAUACGUCAGAUGUACCAGAGGUUGUCUGAGAGGGAUUGUCCUCUCUCGUGUCUUUAGUGAAAGUUCUCUAGACGACUAUACAUGCCAGCUGCAGACUGAAAUGAUAAGGUCUAGUGCAUUGUCUUCUUCUUCACCUUGUGUAGAGGUUGAGAGUUUCAGAGUUUCUCCAUUUCAAAUGUGUGGACUCACAUGUUCUGGUCUUUCUUGUCUAACCAUUUUGUAAGGUGUAGCUUCACGCUUCUUGGUCUUGUAGAAAUUCAACCAUUUGCAUCAUCCGGCUUAUACCGUAGUAUGCUUGGUCUUCCUUUGGUAAUGGAGUUGUAGUUUUAAACCAUUUUGUAACAUUUAGCUCACACUUCACGUCUGCUGGUCUUGUAGAGUGUCAACCAUUUCAAGCCGUGGGCUUCCUGGUCUGGUAGAAAUUCAACCGUUUGCAACGUUUAGCUCACGCUUCACGUCUGCUGGUCUGAGGUGAAUUUCGUCACAAGGCUUUUUAUGCACUCGGGGUAAAAGGGGCGUUCCAUCAUGUUUGUACUCAUCUGGGAAUGGCCACUGACUGAGAACAAAUCAAUAUGGAAAACAAUCAUCAUCUGGAAUGCUAAAAUCACAUUGUUAUCUUCACAAAAGUAUUAUUAUACUUAAUCAUUCAUUUUAUACAACAAUUAGAUGCAAACCUCAUAACUGGGAAGUUUACCCCCCCCCCAGAGAUACAGUUAUGUUGUUCCACCGUCUUUAAUGACAUCACAACAUAGUAACGAAUUUGACAUGAUUAUACUUUAAGCCCCCACCAACCAUUUCCCACACUCUUUUAAGUAGGACUAUUGCUUCAUUAUCCACUUUUGGAUGUUGGAGUCUUGGCAGGAAGACUUCCUUUGUUAACAAAGGGGUCCUUUCUCCCAAUACUUCAUGGCAAGGAAUAGAAAGUCUGCACGGUAUAAUCGACCGGUCAUAAAACUGGCCCCCAGGAAAGGGGGUGUUCAAACCUUUGCCUGGCCGGCAUGUUUGAUCCUCAACCCAUGAGGGCAAGUCAUGACACAGCCUUGCAAUCUCCAUAUACAAACAUUGGCAGUAGAAUGGCCCGUACUGAAGAGGUCAGUGACUUUCAACAUGGCACCGUCAUAGGAUGCCACCUUCCCAACAAGUCAGUUUUCUGCCCUGCUAGAGCUGCCCCGGUCAACUCUAAGUGCUUUUAUUGUGAAGUGGAAACGUCUAGGAGCAACAACGGCUCAGCCGCAAAGUGGUAGGCCACACAAGCUCACAAAACGUGACCGCAUAGCGCGUAAAAAUAGUCUGUCCUCGGUUGCAACACUCACUACCGAGUUCCAAACUGCUUCUGGAAGCAACGUCAGCACAAUAACUGUUCGUCGGGAGCUUCAUGUAAUGGGUUUCCAUGGCAGUGCAGCCACACAAGCCUAAGAUUACCAUGCGCAAUGCCAAGCGUCGGCUGGAGUGGUGUAAAGCUCACCACCAUUGGACUCUGGAGCAGUAGAAACAUGUUCUCUGGAGUGAUGAAACACGCUUCAUCAUCUGGGUUUGGCGGAUGCCAGGAGAACGCUACCUGCCCGAAUGCACAGUGCUGUUUUUCUUGGUUUGGGCUAGACCCCUUAGUUCCAGUGAAGGGAAAUCUUAAUGCUACAGCAUACGAUGACAUUCUAAACAAUUUUGUGCUUCCAACUUUGUGGCAACAGUUUGGGGAAGGCCCUUUCCUGUUUCAACAUGAUAAUGCCCCCGUGCACAAAGCGAGGUCCAUACAGAAAUGGUUUGUCGAGAUCGAUGUGGAAGAACUUGACUGGCCUGCACAGAGCCCUGACCUCAACCCCAUCGAACACCUUUGGGAUUAAUUGAAAUGCCGACUGCAAGCCAGGCCUAAUCGCCCAACAUCAGUGUCCGACCUCACUAAUGCUCUUGUGGCUGAAUGGAAGCAAGUCCUCACAGCAAUGUUCCAACAUCUAGUGGAAAGCCUUCCCAAAAGAGUAGAGGCUGUUACAGCAGCAAAGGGUGGACCAACUCGAUAUUAAUGCCCAUGAUUUUGGAAUGAGAUGUUCGACAAGCAGGUGUCCACAUACUUUUAGUCAUGUAGUGUAUAUUACAGCAUCUCUGCUGUAAUGCAAAAUUAUAGUAUUAAGAUGAAAUUCUCCCUGAAAUCUAAAUGUAAUAAAAACAAUACUUUUGUACAUAAAAUAAAAAUAAAUAAAAGUUGGUAACAACAGAAUUGACAAUUGAAGUAACAACAGUUAACACAAAUGGUAUGUAACCAAAUAAGAGCAUCAUUACAACACUAAUUUAAAAACUACAUUGUGUGCCUGUGUGUGUGGGGUGUGGGGCAGAAAGACACAAAGAGAGAGAGAGGGAGUUAAAAUUGGGCCAACUCUAUUCGGGGUAAUGGGGUUGAGAGGCAGUGAAACACAGAACAGCACAGUUUGGGCAGGAGAGCAUCCAGGAGAGUGAAGUCAGCGCAGCAUCAGGUUUUCCUCAUGCGGCUCCGGAAUAAUCCAGGUUACAAGGGACAUAUCAAGAUGGUGUCUUGUGUGUGCGUUUUUGUUUGUGUGCUUACCACACUAGAGGUCUUAAUUCAAACUCAGUGAGCUCUUGGAAGAAUGGGGCAAUGAAGGGAUUGAGAACAGCUGGCUUCCUUAGAGCACGCAGGACCCCCUACCGGCAAACGAUGAACUGAAAACUCGAAAAAGUCAUUUUUCAACAAGCCUCUUGUUCACAUUUCGUUAACCAUAGGGGGCUUAUUGGAGCUGUUUUUUGUGACUGAGACUUGUAAAUGUGUGCUUUAAGCAAUGUACAUUUGUUGAUUGCUAGGCAUACAAAUUCAAUUAUUUCUUGAUACAUUUGAAACGAGGUAUAGUUGUGGCCAGACUAGAUUGUGAACGACUCUUGGCAGAAUGCACUGCUAUUUUUGAACGACUCUUUUUACUGACUCGAGAGUCAUGAUUUGUUUUUCUGAGUGACUCGUUCAAUUUAGUCCUUCGUUUGACCUGCUAAUGCUGGCCGCAAUGAGUCCUACAGCAGGAUUAAUACACACUCCUCUAGCUCAGCGGCUCCAGAGACGUUCUCUGACCACCAAUUCUACAGUGUUUUACUGUUGAGAUUACAGAAAAGUCUUACAGUGCCCCUCUCUCUGAGCCAGACCUUUGAGUGUUUGCUUUAGUCUGCCUGGAGUGCCAGAUGGGUGGGAUUUACAUUUGCAGGACUAUUCUAUUGGUCCAUUAAGCCAGGCAAGCUCAAUAAAGCAGACCAGCUACUGUAGACUUGCAGGCACAAACUGUAGCACCUGUGCCGUUGCCAAGGUCUAACCUCUGGAUAGUUCAUCUCUGGCAUAGGCCGAUUUGAAAAGAUCUUUCCCAUCGCUGGCUGCAUGCUUUUGGGCAUACUAAAUAUUUUCAUGGAGCCAAUACACAUGUAGUCCACACACAUCCAGUUUGCACAGCUGUGUUGUUCCUGGGAUAGGAACAACGUGUCAUGGUAGAGGAAGUUAGAGACAGGAAAUCAUAUAUUCCAUGGUUUUACACAGAUGGUUGAUAAUACAAAUAUAAAACAAAACUGCAGUGACAAGAAAUCUGUAUGAUCUGUCACAAUAGAUACAGGAUGGAUACUGCUUACGGCAGUUUCUCCUCAGUUCUGAGUCUCUCUCUCUCUCUCUCUCUCUCUCUCUCAAGUUGUUACUUCUCUGCUCACACAGCUUUGUUUCGCACUGUAUGGAAUACAUAGUUAUUUUGGUGUAACCAAACGAAAUAAAUAGAUUAAUAAACCGUGAGUGAAAGAAAGUGACACACAGUAUCCAACCCUAUAUGCAGCUAGUCAGUGAGAGGGAAAGGCAAUGGGCACUCAGUUAGUCACACACCAAACUGUUGCAGCGCGUUAGCAGUACUACAGCACAUUAUCACAACAAGGGAAGGACAAACACAGUCCUCUGCUGUCAUAAUGUCCCUAACACUGCAGUCUAUCAUUAAAUUAGCCCUUUCUGUUGGAUAAGGGAGAUCUGCUGCGGCUGCAGCCGGGUCCCACUGCAGCCAGGGCCUACUGCAGUCUGGAGCUGCUGUCUCCAGCAUUCCUGACAUUCCUUCAGCCUGGCUCUUCCAUCAGUCCCCUCCCUCCCUAUGCUGUCACAGACCGAGACAGUGGCAGCUCUUCCAUCAGUCCCCUUCCUCCCUCUUAA
Molecule: messenger RNA, 8816 nt
Organism: Coregonus sp. 'balchen'
Lineage: Eukaryota; Metazoa; Chordata; Actinopteri; Salmoniformes; Salmonidae
Source: the annotation of a GenBank genome assembly